AUGGCUUUUUUUAGAACAAAUAAAAUACACAAAAAGGGAAAUUCCAAAUGUAGUCAUAAAUUGGAGAGGCACAUUUUAAGUGGCCCUCUGGAGGGAGGACAGUCGCUCGAAAGUGGAGAAGAAGAAGGGGAUGAAAGUUAUGAAGUUGGGGCAAAAGACGGAUGGGACCCAUGUGCAGGCUCCAAAAAGGAGGAGACAAACGAAAGAAGAGGUAAAGCAGAUGAUGAAGAAGGGGACGCAGAAUCUCACUCGAGUGGUACUACUGCCAAUUCGGAUGAAAAUGAUGAUAACACGGAAAACGUGACAAAUGUGCAAUGUGAAAGCAUCGCGCAGUACCUGGAUGGAGACUUCCUAUGGAGCGUGAUCAACGCGUUGAACGAGGGGCAAAAAAAAAGUCCUGCAGUGCGCUUAAGGGGUGGAGAUGAACAUGCUGAACAGGGCAUGCACAACAAAAUGCCCCAAAUUUAUAUAAGCAAAAAAUAUAUCGACGUGGGGUGCCUCGCUGCUUGGAAAUUGUCAAGCAGUAAAAGCAAAUCGGACACAAAAAAAUUAAAAGACAAUAAUGUGAACACAUACUGGCAGUCCUCCGGAAUAGGACCACACACAAUCACAAUACAAUUUUUUAAACUUACAAAAAUUUCCAAAAUAUAUUUACUCUUUAAUUAUUUAUUAGACGAAUCUUACACGCCUUACGAAAUAUCCAUCAAAGUAGGAAACGAUGAAAAUCGUCUCGAUGUUUUAUGUACCACCUUUUGCGAUGUGAAUAAACACCCUGUGGAUGAACCUUUUUGGUUUGUUAUUGACUUGGCAAAAUUUCAACUCCUCUCUUACUUGUAUAAUUACAAUAUGAGCACCUUCAAGCGUUCGAAUUUUAUAUACUGCCGUUACUUACAAAUUUGUGUCAUGUCGAGUCAGCACUAUGGGCGGGACACGCGCAUACGGCAAGUAAAAAUUUUCGGCCCCACCUAUCCUUUUUAUAAGCAUGAUAAAUCGCUCAUUUUGUGA
This is a messenger RNA of Plasmodium vivax (malaria parasite P. vivax), 1005 nucleotides long. RefSeq lists its product as hypothetical. Gene Ontology annotation, cellular component: anaphase-promoting complex. Gene Ontology annotation, biological process: protein K11-linked ubiquitination; anaphase-promoting complex-dependent catabolic process. The record is from RefSeq and is a predicted model, not a curated record. Bases 1 to 1005 code for a protein of 334 amino acids. The transcript has a single exon. Lineage: Eukaryota; Apicomplexa; Aconoidasida; Haemosporida; Plasmodiidae.